CAUCUCAAUAUGAUUUCUCCCAAAAAACUACAAUCAACUUAUUUCCUAGAGAGGAUAGUACGAGCAAACAAGAAAGGGAUUUGAGGGUUUUGGAGUGGACCUGGAGAUAUCUGGAGUUAUUUAAAGAGGGAGGGAGGAUUCGAAGAAGACCUUGAUCGACAGAGGUUGGAGCAAUCAACUGGCGAAUUUGAGAGGGUGAGAGAGGAAUCGGAGGAGGCCCAGAUUCUCAAGAAAUGGUUUGCAGGGUCUCUUUUCCAGGAAGAUGUCGGUGAAGGGGAGUUCCUUUCUAUGCACAUCAAGGCACAUCAGAUUCAUACGAGUAACAGGGAAAAUGGUGUGUCUGUCUCAUCACGUGGAUUGGUGUUGAAUGAAGAAUAUUCUGUGAUGCUAUGUAAUGUAAGUGUCAUUAAUAUUACCCAGGAAAUGUGGGUUUGUUUACGGUAAACAAUUCUGUGAGAAUCAUAGUCAUCUUUUAUAGUAUUGUGGCCGAAUGAUGUUUAAGCUUCAUGCAAGUUUAUGGAACUCCCUGGAUUGGCCUAUGAUCCCAUGUGCAUGACCAUAUUAGUUCUUUUGCCUAUCGUUGUGAGUUUUUUUCCGGUGGUGUGUUUGAUUAUGAUUAUAGGAUUGAUUAAAUCUCUGGAAUGGCUCAGUAAUAAACUAUGCGUGAGUGAAAGUGUGUUUUAUAUUCAUUGUCUAUUAGUGUAUGAGAUUUCUUCAAAUUCACUGAUACAUAAAAUGCAGAUGAUGAUCUAUUCUAACCGUAGUCUAAGUUCAUGAGGGACAGGAGUUUAGGAAGGGUAGCUUAUUGUCGGAGAAAAUAACAUUUAUUGGAAGUUAAGUUAGCUUCAGUUCUGUUCUUAUUUUUGCAUCAUUGUGCUGUGGU
Molecule: messenger RNA, 883 nt
Organism: Linum tenue
Lineage: Eukaryota; Viridiplantae; Streptophyta; Magnoliopsida; Malpighiales; Linaceae
Source: the annotation of a GenBank genome assembly